Homalodisca vitripennis (glassy-winged sharpshooter) is the source of this 2417-nucleotide messenger RNA. Its product is annotated as neprilysin-2-like. Bases 74 to 2218 code for a protein of 714 amino acids. NCBI's taxonomy places the organism in Eukaryota, Metazoa, Arthropoda, Insecta, Hemiptera, Cicadellidae. Gene Ontology annotation, molecular function: metalloendopeptidase activity. Gene Ontology annotation, cellular component: plasma membrane. Gene Ontology annotation, biological process: protein processing. The transcript has 14 exons. The record is from RefSeq and is a predicted model, not a curated record.
CUUCAGUGAUGUGUCAGAGAGAAUGGUAGCUGACUGAUACAUACAACAAAAGUUGCCUUUGUACACUGGCAACAUGUCACACAAUGGAUGGACUUUCCUCGUAAUAUUAUUUACCUUUGGUUCAUGUGAAUCAAUCCGACCCAUAUGCAAAACAGAUGACUGUAAGAAAACUGCCGAUAGAAUCCUGAACUACAUGGAUCCUUCUGUUAGGCCCUGUGAUGACUUCUACAAAUUUGCUUGCGGGAAAUUCCUGGAAUCUGCAGAACUCCGAGAUGAUAUGACAGAAAACUCUUCGUUCAGCCAAGUUAAUGAUAUACUGGAAGAUCAGUUGAAGGCUAUAGUUUUCGAAGAGUCAAGACCUGAUGAACCUUACCCAUACCAGACAAUGAAACAUUUGUUUUAUCUUUGUUUAGAUGAAGUUGAUACAUACUGGAAUAACUCUCGGUCUAUAGACAAGAUAGAUGCCAGAGGAGUAAAUCCAGCGUUCUCCAGGCUGGCAGCUGCUGGAGGCUGGCCGGUGCUGGGAAACUGGAGCGAGUUUGGCUGGAGCUUCCUGGAGACUGAAAUACGACUGAGAAACCUCUCUAUCGGUGGCGGAAGUCUCUUCCAGAUAUCCGUAUCCAUUGAUGCCAUGAAUACCAGCAAACGUGUCAUCAAGAUUGACCAGGCCGGCUUGGGACUGCCACGGGAGUUUCUAGUCAAGGGACUGAGCGACCCCAUAGUCCAGGCCUACUACAGUUACAUGGUGGACAUAGCGGAGAUGUACGGAGCAGAUAGACGACUGGCACAAGUGAAACUCAACGAGAGUUUGAUGUUCGAGAUAGAGCUAGCAAAGUACUAUAUGUUUGAGAUUACAGUACCUCGAGAACGAAGGCGGGACUUUGAACGCAUGUACAACCCCUACGGGCUGGAUGAUCUGAUGGCAGAGUUUGGCUGGGUCAACUGGACAGCACUUCUGGAAAGCAUGAUGCCAGUGUCUGUGCAGCUCAGAAAAAACGAGCUGAUUAUCGUCAGUGAAGUGGAGUUCCUCAAGAAGCUUGAGGUGUUCCUACAGAAGUACUCUGAUGAAGUGAUUGCCAACUACAUGAUGUGGCUAGCAGCUAGCGAUAUGGCGGACAUGCUGACCAAUCAGAUGAGGAAUAGGAAGAGGGAAUAUGCGACUGUAGGUGCGCAAGAGCCACGGUGGAAGGAGUGUAUCGGAGUCGCUUCAAGCCUUUCACUGGCUCUUUCUUCACUUUACGUCGAGAGAUACUUUGAUGAGACCUCCAAAAAGGCAGCUCUGAAUAUGACUAAUAUGAUACGUGAAGAAAUCAUCCGUGACAUUCAAGAACUGGACUGGAUGGAUGAAGAAACCAAAAAACGAGCCUUGCACAAGGCAUCUCAAAUUGUUCAACAUAUUGGUUAUCCUGAUGAGCUUAUGGAUAUGAAAAAAAUUGAAGAAUACUAUAAAGGGCUGGACAUUGACAAAGACCAGUACUUCGAAGCGUUGGUCGAUCUGUCUCGUUGGGCCAACGACUACAAGUUCCGCCAACUGCGAGAGGAGGUAAACAGGACAGACUGGAGGUCGCAUGGUACUGUCACUACGGUAAACGCCUUCUAUUACCAUAUGGAGAACUCAAUGCAAUUUCCAGCUGGAAUUCUCCAGCAGCCGUUCUUCAGCGCUCGGGUUCCUCAGUAUGUAAACUACGCUACGAUAGGGUUUGUUAUUGGUCACGAGAUUACGCAUGGAUUUAGUUAUAAGGGCAGCCAGUUUGAUUAUAAGGGCGACCUUAACGAAUGGUGGGGGAAGGAAAGUAAGGAGAAUUUUAAGAAGAAGAAGAUGUGUAUAAUAGACCAAUACGCCAGCUAUAAAGACAGUCAGACUCAAUUAAACCUGAACGGCAUCAACACACAGGGAGAAAACGUGGCAGACAACGGUGGAUUCAAGUUGGCCUAUCUUGCGUACCAUCGGAUGGCAGAUCAACUGAUGGAACCGGAACCAGGGUUGCCUAACUUAGAACAAUACAGCAAUGAUCAGCUGUUUAUGAUCAGUACUGCCAACCUCGAGUGCACGCGGUAUCGCCCUGACGCUCUCAGACUACAGAUCACUACAGACCCACAUUCCCCGGAAGAGUUUAGAGUUAACGGAGUCAUGAAGAACUUCCCGGAGUUUAGUAAGGUGUUCCAGUGUGGCCCUGGGGAUGCUAUGAAUCCGGAGAAUAAGUGCGCUGUUUGGUAAUCCCGGUAAAAAUUGCUGGAAUUAGUAUUAAUUGUGCUUUUAAUUAAUUAAUUUGUACUAGUUUGCUUUUUAGUAUGGUUUUUGUCAUGUAAGUUUGCAAAUAAUUAGAAAAUUGAAUCUGAAUUAGGAGUUAAUAGAUUGUAGUAUUCACUCCGUACAUUGUUAGAAUAUAGCUAAAUAAACAGGUAGAGUUAAACAU